AUGCGAUCAACGCUUCAGCGAGGUGUCCGGACUCUGUCCUGGACUCGAGUCAUCCCUCGCGUGCAUCGCCAGACAAGAUGCAUUCAGAUUCGCGCGACAUCCUCCGAGGAGCCCGCCAACGGGGCUAACUUGCCCCUCGCAAACACGCCUAGCUCCGUCGAAUCGCGCGACGCGCGAUUCGACGUCAUCGGUGCCCCGUAUUCCCUUCUUUCCGUCUCUCUUUCAGCCUCCCAAAACUUGUACACGCGCCGAGGAACCUUGGUUGGGUUGAGUGGAAAGGCCGACAAUGUGAUCUCAACAUUGAGCGUUCUUGAGCCCUUCCGCAGGGCGAUUGUUGGAGUGCCUUUCCUCUAUCAGAAGGUUUCGUCAGCAAGUCCCGUCACAGCGCUCGUUUCUGUUCGAUCUCCCAAUACUUCGUUUGCUGUGGUGAAUCUCAAUGGCUCUGUGGAUUGGAUGGUUGCCCAGCGUCGCGCAUUGUUGGCAUGGACAGGCCGGUCCUUGUCCAUUAAGCCUACCAUUAACACUAACAUGAGCCUCUCACAUUGGGGGAGCUCCGAGGUGACCGGCAGAGGUUUAAUAGCGCUGGUAGGAAACGGCCAGGUCUAUUCCAUUGAGCUGAAGGACGGUGAGCAGUACAUAGCUCACCCCAGUAACGUGGUCGCCUAUACCAUGUCCUCCAACCCUCCUCGCCCAUACCGCUUUAAGUCCACGACUUUGAACUUCCAGGUUCCGGGUCUGAAGACACUGCCGAGACUUCUGCAGAGCAACAAGUACAUCCAGGACGUUUCCAGCUCCGAUGCAUGGAAGCGCACCAUGCGAUUCUUCCACAAGCUGCGAACCUGGUCUCGCAUGACUAUUUGGGGAGAUAGGCUCUUCAUGCAAUUCGAUGGCCCGGCCACCGUUCUCGUCCAGUCGCGCGGCCCACGCCUGAACGACGUCCUGUCAGCCAACGAGGUGAAUGAGAUCGCGGACACCCCUCGCGGUCUUACCUCCCUCCCAGGCAAGGCCAAGGGUGAACAAGAAAAGAAAACCGGCGACGCUAUGCAAGAGCCUGAGAUCACUCGCUCGAUCGAUGACAUCGUUCAAGAAGUCAAGGGAAUCAGACAGAGCGUGGCUAUGAUCCGCAAUGAUGGCAAGGUUGAAGUCAAGCAGGUGGGAAAGACGAAGGAGCUGUGA
Penicillium maclennaniae is the source of this 1176-nucleotide messenger RNA. Its product is annotated as AIM24 family protein. The record is from RefSeq and is a predicted model, not a curated record. Lineage: Eukaryota; Fungi; Ascomycota; Eurotiomycetes; Eurotiales; Aspergillaceae. Gene Ontology annotation, biological process: inner mitochondrial membrane organization. The transcript has 7 exons. Bases 1 to 1176 code for a protein of 391 amino acids. Gene Ontology annotation, cellular component: mitochondrial inner membrane.